Messenger RNA from Elaeis guineensis (African oil palm), 4226 nucleotides. Its product is annotated as F-box/kelch-repeat protein SKIP11. Lineage: Eukaryota; Viridiplantae; Streptophyta; Magnoliopsida; Arecales; Arecaceae. Gene Ontology annotation, molecular function: protein binding. Gene Ontology annotation, cellular component: nucleus. The record is from RefSeq and is a predicted model, not a curated record.
GGGUGGAGACAAAGGGCCGAGUCGUAGCCCCAACAGACCGACGCGAAGCUCUCCACAUUUUGGGCGAAGUCCGCAGAGAAGAAUUCGAAGGACGAAGAGGGGGGAGAGAGAGAAUAAGAGAAAACAGAGGAUUUGGGAUAAAAAAUUUGGCGAAGUAAACGGGAAGAUUUUGUUCCCAAUCGACCAGCUUUCCUCCCAAUCUUGCUUGGCAGAUCCUUGAAGAUGUUGCGAUCGGUCGUGGAGGAAUGAGGUGUUGUUGUCUGUCAUUUUUGGGUGGAAAUUGGGAGGUCUGAUGCUGGGAACUCGUCGUUCUAGGUUUUUAUUUGCUCCCAAGUUUGCUGUUUUCCGGUGCCGGCGUUGUUGUUUUGGUUUUCGGAUUUUUUUUUUUUCUUUUUCCUUUUCGUUCCUUUUAUUCUCAGCUGCAAAUCCUUCGCUAGAUCAAUUUUAAUGGAAAUUUCCGUUUUUGUUAGAGGGGAACCGCGAUUUAGCUGUUCUGAUUGGUGAAUCUUUCAAAAGGCAUUGGAUGAUUCCAUUUUGAUGGUUUUUCCUGUUCCAAUCUGUGAAUUUGGUCUACAAUCAAUUACUUGUAGACCACUUCUUAGGGGAAGAUUUCUUUUUGUCCCCUUUGUCAAACUGGUUUUGGUUCAUUUUAGUAUGGCUGAAUAAGAGAUUUGAUUUGGUUGCUACCACUGAUAAUUCUUUUCCUUUUGCCCGUCCAUAUUGUGGGAUUUGUAGCUUUGGGAGCUAGAAAGAUCGAUUUCAGUGACUUUUUUCGACCGGUGAUUGGAUUGGUGAUCUCAAGCUUCAAUCUUGUUGUGUCUCUGGAGACAUGUUGGAGGGCCAGUCCUGUUUGAUCUCGAGGGCAUUGCCUAGCUCCUGUGAGCAAGAAUCCAAGUGGCUAUAUAUUACCUACCAGCUCCUUGAGAUUGCGAACAACAAACGCACCCCGGCUAUGGAACCAGGGGAGCAGGAUGAACCUAUGAAGAGUAAAAGGACAAAGUCACCGAAUCCUCAAGGUCCUUUCCUUAUCAAGGAACUGGCGUCCCUUCUGAAUGAAUCUGAUUGUCAGGGCCAUGGUGGUGGGGAGCACUCUGAUUCAAAUUCUCUUAUCAGUGCAGUUGGCCGAGACAACUCUAUAAACUGUCUUCUUCGUUGUUCUCGAUCUGAUUAUGGUGCCCUUGCAUCUCUCAACCGAAGCUUUCGCUCCCUGAUCCGGAGUGGUGAGCUUUACAAGCUACGGCGGCAAUCUGGGAUCUCCGAGCACUGGGUGUACUUCUCCUGCAGUGUCCUUGAGUGGGUUGCAUAUGACCCCUACCGUGAACGCUGGAUCAACUUACCUAGGAUGCCCCACAACGAUUGCUUUAUGUAUGCAGAUAAGGAGUCACUCGCAGUGGGCACCGAGCUUCUUGUUUUCGGCAAGGAGAUUAUGUCUCAUAUAGUACUGAGAUACAGCAUUCUAACAAAUUCAUGGUCUCCUGGUGUAGAGAUGAACUCCCCUAGGUGUUUAUUUGGAUCUGCUAGUCUUGGGGAGAAGGCUAUUGUAGCUGGUGGUACUGAUGCUCAGGGUACCAUAUUGAACUCUGCAGAGCUCUAUAAUGCUGAAACGCAAAUAUGGGAAACUCUUCCGAACAUGAAUAAGCCAAGGAAGAUGUGUUCAGGUGUCUUUAUGGAUAAGAAAUUCUAUGUGGUUGGUGGCAUGGCAAGCAACACAGAGUUGCUGACAUGUGGUGAAGAGUAUGAUUUGGAGAAAGGCGUCUGGAGGGUCAUCCCAAACAUGUCCUCGGGGCUCAAUGGUGUGGCAGGUGCACCUCCACUUGUCGCAGUAGUUAACAAUGAAUUGUAUGCUGCGGAUUAUGGAGAAAAGGAGGUGAGGAAAUAUGAUAAGGAGAAUAACUCAUGGAUUACUCUUGGUAGAUUGCCUGAGAGGCCGGAUUCAAUGAAUGGAUGGGGUCUUGCAUUUCGGGCAUGUGGUGAACGACUCAUAGUCAUUGGUGGAGCAAGGGCGAUGGGAGGAGGGACUAUUGAGCUAAAUUCAUGGAUACCAAAAGAGGGCCCGCCAGAGUGGAACCUCAUUGCAAGCAAACACUUAGGAAGCUUUGUGUAUAAUUGUGCUGUGAUGGGUUGCUGAUUUAUUGUGAUGCCACACGGAUCCCACAUCUCCUUUCCUGAUGGAAGGAUGUGCAAAAUUGGUUUGUUGGAGGGCAUAAAAUAGUGAUUCUGCCUAAUGGGUAAUCUCCACCUUUUUGAGAUUUCAGAUUUUACCCAAGAUUCAAUAGAACAAUAUCUUCUGUUUAACUCCGAAAUUUCUCUUGUUUUCCAGUUUUACCCCUCAUUUAAUUUGCAGUAGAAGAAUUUAAAAUUUCUGCCCAUUUUCUCUUAAGCAUUGGAGUUCUUAGUGGUUUGGGAUCAUGCAAUAUAUUGAAACAUUAAUAAUAUCUUGUAGCCAAAUAUUCCUAAACUGCCUUUCAUGUUUUUUUAGCUUCCUUGUGCCUUCAUGUAAUUUCAUUAUGGCAUCCUAUGCUUGAGGAAAAUAAAAUUGGUGUCCGGUUUUGUUGUGUCCUUGCUACUAUGCAUAGUUCCAUUGCAAUUUCUUUCAAUCAACAUUAGUUAAAUAAUUCCUACGAUUGUUUUGUAAUGUUUGUUUGUUCAGUUGCUUAUAUUUGUCUUCAGCUAAUGCAUUUCCAUUUUGGCAAUAUUGUCGAAUAUUAUAUAGUUACUGGCAUUUAGUUUGUCUAAAAAUAGAUUUGGAUGAUUUCAUUUCUUUUCUCCACUCUCACAUAGUAGUUUUGUUAAUUGUCUUUUUUUAAUAUGCCACUGAGUCAUUCAGUGUCAUCAAGGAAGAUAAGUAGUUAAACUGUCCUGCUAUAUAGUUAAAUUCCACAAACCCCCCUUGGGCCCCACCUCCACCGUAUUAUUAGUGCUUCUCCGGUAGACUGGCUAGUCAUGGUUGACUAGUUGAGGUGAAGUGAGUUGUGUUCCAAUCACAAUCCGAAUUUCUAAGGGUUUGUGGUUUGGAUGUCUACACUCAUCUGAACUUAUCUUUUCUACUAUGUUGGCUGUCCAGCUCUGACGUUAUAUCAAUUUGUAAUUUACUUAAAUUGGAGAUUUUAAUUGAAUGUGUUGUGCAAUAUUAAGGUUUACUUUUAUUGUACCUGUUGCAUUUGUGAAUCAAAAAACAGUGUUGCAAAAUUUUCAUUUAAAGUCAGAAUUCUUGGGUGGAACAUUUCGAUUUCAGUUUUUAAUCAAACAGUUUUCCUUCUAGUUAGAUUUCUAAUCUAUUAUUAAAGGAGCCUAUGGUAUUACAAACAAUCAAUGCUCUACAAAAGAACCUGCCAGAGGUAAGUCCACUCAGAAUGGUAAGAUACACAGCAAGAUACACAGAGGGUUAAUGCAGUACUUCUACUUAUGACGGGGUUUGGUACACCAUCAUUGUUCGAUGUCUAAGGCUUCAUACAAAAUUAUAUAGUUUGCAAAGAUAUAUAAGGGCAAUUCCACAACCUGCACAAAAAAAAAGCAGCUAAAUAUUAUUAUUAUUAAACUUGACAAAUAUCUGUUGUAUAAGGCUUUAGUGCUGGUGUUUGAUUUUUUUUUUCUUUUUUUCUUUUUUCAUUCCUGUCAGCUCAUCUGGAGAAGGAAAUAUAUCAUGGACUCCACAUGUAAAGUUUCAUUCUCUUAUCUGAUAGGGGUGGUUGUGGUCUUCUUGCUGUUGUGUUCUAUCAUAGCAAAAAAAGCUAGGAGAUUGUUUCCUGUGACAUUUCAUGUAGGAUAUAGGUUAGAUUGAUUUUUACAUGUCAUGAUUAGACUAAUUUGCUUUCUCAUUAUUUUCCUUUAUAGCAAGUACAAAAGUGCCUUUUGUGAGAUCUUUUUUCCCCCCAAAAAAUGGAGUAAACUUUGAAGUUGAUCCAAGUGAGAAGUGGUGCCUGAGAAAUGAUUGGGUUGUUAUUGUCCUGUUCAACAAUGAUCAAAAGGACAGGGAAGAAGAUGUGUAGAUCUAAGAAUAUCUAGAGGAAGCUGUCAAAUUCAAUGUGUGCCAGUUGAGGAUGUUAUCAAAAUGAUUGGUGUAGACGAACUUUCAAAGUUGACUGUCUGUAUACAGAUUAAAAUAAUAAAACUUGUUAUGGUCUCAAUCAGCAUUUCUUGGGCAUGAAGACAAGUCAGUUUCUGGGAUGUGUUAGAGAUUUUGACUUGAUUUGAGCUUGAUUUAAAUAGAAGAAAUUUCUUUCUUC